Messenger RNA from Camelina sativa (false flax), 546 nucleotides. The record is from RefSeq and is a predicted model, not a curated record. NCBI's taxonomy places the organism in Eukaryota, Viridiplantae, Streptophyta, Magnoliopsida, Brassicales, Brassicaceae.
AUGGACUUUGUGGAUAAAAAUCUUAUAGAGAAGAAACCUGUUAAUCUUCUCCCAUUGGAAGAGACUUCUUUUAAGAUUGUUGAAAAAGUCAAAGAUCUCAAGGAAUUAGCUGCCACAUUGCAAAGUGUUGAAGAGUUUGCUGUUGAUCUGGAGCAUAAUCAGUAUAGAUCUUUUCAAGGAUUAACAUGUUUGAUGCAAAUCUCCACCAGAACCGAGGAUUAUAUUGUUGAUACAUUCAAGCUUUGGGAUCACAUUGGUCCUUAUCUAAGGGAACUCUUCAAAGACCCUAAAAAGAAAAAGGUUAUGCAUGGAGCAGAUCGUGAUAUUAUUUGGCUUCAACGGGACUUCGGCAUUUAUGUCUGCAAUCUUUUUGACACAGGACAGGCCUCAAGGGUGCUAAAGCUGGAGAGAAAGAGUCUCGAAUUUCUUCUGAAGCAUUAUUGUGGAGUUGCUGCAAACAAAGAAUACCAAAAUGCAGACUGGAGAAUACGACCCCUUCCGGAUGUAAUGACAAGAUAUGCUACAUCUUCAGACCAUCGAGAUUAA